AUGGCUAGUAGCGAAAGAUCGGGGUUGAAUGGCCGCGGGACGCAUUCCCCUACCACCAAUGGUGCCGCCAAUGGUGCUCACCACCAUGACCGCAAGGUCGAACUUGCCGUAGCAGCCCGGGAUGCUGUCGACUCGGCUUCCAAGAUGCCUACGCCGCCACCGGAACUUGUCGACGUUCCUGCCGAUGCGGAGGCCACCAUUCACUCUUCCGACAGGACGAUCGCCACGACCGUGGUCCCCUUCCCUUCACCGCCCACGGUUCCUGCCUCUGCACCACCUGUCCCGACAGCCUCAGCCCUGCCGACCAUUCAUGCUGGGAAUUCGGACGAAGACACCUCCUCCGACUCCAUCUCCUCUGGCGGAGCGCUCGAGGUUACAAGGCCCAGAAAGUCGCAUACAGUGUCUGAGCCUGUGUCGGCAGUUGAGCCAAAAGCCGACGGGUUCGGCAACCGGCCUCGAAACACGUCUGGCUCCAAGAGACCGCAAGGCCACGAACAGGUCAGGCGUCUUUCUGCAGCAGGCAUGCAGCAGCUGACCGAACCCGAGUCCCUGCCUGUCGCCGUUGUGUCGGACGAUGGAGCAGACCAUGGCCGGUCCCCGCGCAUCUCCCUGGCCGAGCAGAUCAAGAGCCUUCGCCAGUCGGCCCAUCAGUUGCCCGACAGCGCGAGGACAGGUCCCUUGACUGCUGAUAGCGGGCGAACAUCGCGUGCCUACGAACAAUGGAGACGACCGACCACAGGAAGAACCUUAUCCACGCCGCCUGGAAACCGAAAACAUGACCAGUCACGGACUUCACCUCCACGACGCAACUCGCUGAACCCCUCUCUCCGCCCUCCGCCGCUGAACCUUAAUCCAAAUGGCACCGCCGUCUUCUCAACACCCAAGACGACACCUCAGACGUAUCUAAGACCGCAGGCGGUAGAGCCGGCCAUGCCAUCACCAAUGCCGCCUUCCAUUCCCCUGCCUCCCAUGUCCAUCCCGACCCACCUUCAACUCGAGCUGUCAACGCAACGCCCGAGCCCCUUGUACAUUCACCACUCGCAUACGAAUGAUAUUCCCUACGAGUCUAAUGCCGUCAAGAUUGAGCGCCUCAAAAACGUUCUACUGAUUCCGUUUUACCUCGAGAGAACGCUCUCGUUCGGAACGCUAGCCUGUUUGGACGCCUGGCUUUACAACUUUACAAUCUUGCCUAUCCGAUUUUGCGUCGCCGUUGGCGUCUUGAUCCGAUGGUGGGUCUACGUAGUGGCCAGGGAAGCCAGAUGGAUAGCAAGUUAUGUUUGGAGUGGACUUGGUCGACUGUGGUCCCGAGGACGCCGGCCGUCUGUUCACGUACAAUGCGAUGAGUGCGAUGCCGUGCCGGGGACGCUCAGUCGUAGCCAAAGCCAGAGUCGAUUGAAGCGGGCUGCCAGCUCGCACGAUAAUCUGGCCACGGUCGCGGCCGCCGACAACCACAUGCCCGACACUGGUUCUAGAAUCCGUCUGAACAUGGAUGCCAAGGCUAAUGGCAAUGGUCAUCCCCUUGGUCGUACCCAUAGCCACCAGCACCACGGAUCGCAUGGCAGUCUCCGGCAUCGCAGGACGAAGUCGAUGCCGUCGAGUCUGACAUCCAUGCACAAGGCCGAUAUCCUGCAAGGUGCCAUCAUUCUUUUUAGCUCGGCUUUCCUGAUGAACCUGGAUGCGAGCCGAAUGUACCACGUGAUUCGAGGUCAAGACGCCAUCAAGCUCUACGUCAUUUACAAUGUGCUCGAGGUUGGGGACCGCCUACUGUCCGCCUUGGGCCAGGACAUCUUUGAAUGCUUGCUGAGCACUGAAGCGCUUUCACGCAACAAAUCGGGGCGCUCCAAGCUGCUGCUCCCCUUCGGACUGUUCCUUCUCGCUCUCGUCUACAACUGCAUACAUUCCGUUGCAUUGUAUUACCAGGUCAUUACGCUCAACGUGGCCGUCAACUCGUACUCCAACGCUCUGUUGACCUUGCUCCUGUCAAACCAAUUCGUCGAAGUCAAGAGCACCGUCUUCAAGCGUUUUGAAAAAGACAAUCUCUUCCAGUUGACUUGCGCAGACAUCACGGAAAGAUUCCAACUCUGGCUCAUGUUGUUCAUAAUUGGCAUGCGCAACGUUGUGGAGGUCGGUGGUCUCUCCAUCCCUGGAGCUGGUCUCAGCGGUGACUUGAAGGUGUCAAGUACCAAACCGCAGCACAGCCCCUUCAUUCUACCUCACAGCUUCACCGUCUUGCCAUCCUGGCUGUGGUCAGGCGAGGUCCUAUCACCAUUUCUCAUCGUCAUAGGAAGCGAGAUUCUGGUUGAUACCAUCAAGCAUGCGUAUAUCAACAAGUUCAACAAGAUCAGACCAACAUUUUACAGUAGAAUCCUCGACAUUCUGUGCAAGGAUUACUACACAAACGCAUUUGUCAGGCCUAGUCUGACUCGGCGCGUUGGACUUGCUACGCUGCCCUUGGCUUGCCUCUUCAUCAGGGCGUCUGUUCAGACAUAUCACAUGUUUGUCUCGACGCGAGUUGCAGCGCCCAUCAUCAGAUCAACGCAGACGUCUCUCUCAGAGGAGUCAGCCACUCCGUCUUCGCCUGCCAUGACGGCUGCGCUCGACCGACUGGACUCGCUUCUGCGGGACGCACUGGGUCGGGCAGUGUACGGGCAGCAAGCGAAUGGUUCCUCGAACGGCAAGGCCUCCUGGUUCUCCUGGUCGACCGACGAUGUCAUCGCUGCGGUGACCAUGCUUGUUGUGUUUUUCAUCGCUUUUUUGGUUCUGCUCGUUUUCAAGAUACUGCUCAGCAUGGUCCUUCUCCGCUACUCGAGGGAUCGGUAUGCGAAAAUGAAGAAGAAGGAGCAUCUUAUUGCUACCGCUCAGGCGGAGCCAGACUCAUAUGACGCAAAAGGAAAGCGGCUGGGUGGGUACGGGCAUGUGGAGAUUCCGGAUGAGAAGAAGCGAUGGAUCCAUGCCGAUAAGGACGAGGGCCUCGCUGGCAAGGGGCGGCCGGCGAAAUCCGAUAAACCACCCGAGGGUGAAUAUCACGGCGUUCAGCGGUAUGAAAUGGUUACGAAACGCAUUUGGUAG
Molecule: messenger RNA, 3069 nt
Organism: Verticillium dahliae VdLs.17
Lineage: Eukaryota; Fungi; Ascomycota; Sordariomycetes; Glomerellales; Plectosphaerellaceae
Product: DUF747 family protein
Exons: 3
Coding region: 1-3069 (1022 amino acids)
Biological process (GO): maintenance of protein localization in endoplasmic reticulum
Cellular component (GO): endoplasmic reticulum membrane
Source: RefSeq, a predicted model, not a curated record